AUGUUUUCAUAUGUUUAUGUUUUAAUUUUCUUGCUUUCUUUAAUUUUGAUACCCUUGGAGCCCAAAUUUUUUUUUUUUUUUUUUAAUUAUUUAUUUUUUUCUAUUAAUAAUGUUAGUUUCGCAAGGAUUAGUUUUUCAAAUUAUUAUAAGAAUACAUACGAAUAUAGAGCUGAUAACAAAUCGAAGAAGAUAAGUUUGCUUAAUAUUAAAGAUAAAGAAAGAGAAUUUCUAUAUAAGAAUAAGAGUGGUAACAAAUUGUCUUUGAAGAAUAAUAAAUGCGAUGAUAUACAUUCAUACAAAAUAAAUAAAGUUAAGAAUAAAUAUAUAUAUUUAUAUAUAUAUAAUAAUAAGAAGAAAAAUAUAGUUAUAAAUAACAAAUUGAAUAAACUAAAAGAGAAUAUAUUAUAUAGAUUAGAAAAUAAUUAUAAUAUAUAUAAAUACAAAAAAUUGGUAUCCUAUAAUUUUAUAUUACCAUAUUUUCGGGGCCUAUAUAAAAGAGGAGGAGAUUCUAUAAAGGAUUUAUCUUUUAAAUAUAUUGAUCGUUACUUUUUUGAAUAUAUAAAUAGGUACCCCUAUAUGAAAAAGAACAAAAACUUUAUUCAUCACAAUAAUAAUUGUAAGAAUAUAAUGAAAAUGAAUGAACACAAAAAUAAUUUCAAUCAAACAAAUGAGGAAGAUAAACAUGAUCAUAAUAAUGUAGGCAAAUUAAAAUAUAAUUAUAAUUUAAGUUGUGCAUUUCCUGAAGAAAUAAUAAAUCAUUAUAAAGCUGCAGGAUUUUUUCUUGUAAAAGCAGAUAUAAAUGAUGAUAAUAAUAAUAAUAAUAAUAAUAAUAAUAAUGAUGAUAAUAAUAAUUAUUACCAUAAUGUAAAUGUGAAAACGAACCCAAAAGGGAUCAAUAUAAAAUUUUUGCUAGGAUCAGAUCCACUGACAGCAAAAGAUAUGAUGAAAAUAACUAACGAAGAAGAAAAGGAGAAAAAAAGAAAAGAAGGAGAAUUAAAUAUUUUAGGAGGAAAAAAAAAUGCGGAAGAAAAAUAUCCUAUUCAAACUGCUUAUAGAGAAUUAAGUGAAGAGAGUUUAUAUAUGUAUAAUAUUUUUAUUUCAUAUUUUAGUUACUUGCAUUAUGUUAUGAAAUAUAUGUAUCCAUCAUCAAAUAGUAGUAGUCAUAAUAAUAAUGUUGGUAAGGGCCAAGAAAAUGUCAUAUCUUCAUACGAACAUUUUUUAAGUAACAACUUUUUAAAAGAUAUUUCAAAUUAUACUUUACAAGAAAAAGAAAGAAUAAUAAAUCUACACAUCAACAAUCUUAUGAUAUUUUUUAAAGAAAAAGGAUUUAAUUUAGAAGAACAUUAUAAUGAAAUAUAUAGAUGUUCCUUACCACCUCCAUGCAAAAAUAAAGAUAUGAACCAGAACAUGAGUCAUCACAAUGAUGACAAAAAAUGUGAUAACAAAAAAUGUGAUGACAAAAAAUGUGAUGACAAUAAAUGUGAUGACAAAAAAUGUGAUGACAAAAAAUGUGAUAACAAAAAAUGUGAUAACAAAAAAUGUGAUGACAAAAAAUGUGAUAACCAAAUUCCUAAUAAUUAUAGGCAGAAUUCCUUAUGUGAUACUUCAAACAACCAUUUAAAUAUUAAUAAUAAAGAAUCUAAUACUUUUGAAGAUCAAAUGAUAGAUAAAAAUAAACUGAAUCCAUAUGAGUAUAUACAUAAAGAAAUAAAUAUAUAUGAACGUGUAGAAGAUUAUAGAAAAGAUAAUUUUAAAUUAUAUUAUAAAGAAGGAAAGUAUUGUAUAUAUUUUUUUAAUGUCCUUCAAUAUGAUUAUAGAAAUAUGUUACAAUAUAUGAAUAAUUUUUUUUGGGAGAAUUGUAUAAUAUUUUAUAAUAUAUUAUUAAAAGAAAAUUAUAAAUAUUUAAUUUCAUCACGUUUAAAAAAAGAUAGUGAAUAUGAAUCAUAUGAAUUUAAUAAUAUUCAAUUUGAAAAAAAUGUUCAUCCUCAUUUAUAUCAAAAUUUUAUUAACAUAAAGAAUUAUAAUGAAUCAAUUUAUAAUGAUAAGAAUAAAACUUGUUAUUCUUUUUAUUAUAAUAUCAAUAAAUAUGAUAAUACAAAAUUUGAUUCUGGUUUUAUGAAUAAUCUUAUGUGGGUUGAUUUCUCUAUAAUUCUUUUACAAUUAGUUAUAGAUAUAGAACGUUCAAAAAAUGUAGCAUUUAAUCUUUAUAAUAUAUAUGAUCAAAUAAUUAAAAAUUAUUAUAAUCAUAAACAAAAUAAUAAAAAUAAUUAUAUCAUUUUUUUUGAUAAUGGAAAUUCAAUAACUAUUUCAUAUUAUAUAAUAUAUAAAAUUUAUCAACUUUAUAAUCCUUUUCAUUAUAAUUUAAUUUCAUUAUUCAAAAAUAAAAAAUAUUCUGAAUUCUUAAUUCUUUUUUUUUCACCAUUUAAUACAAAAUUAAAUAAAAAUAAUCUACAACAUUAUUUAUCAACUAAUAUUAAUAUACCAUUCAGAAAAUUUUUUAAAAGAUUAAUUCUUUCUUCUUCUCUCUGGAUUUUCUUUUUUUUCAAUUUUAUUUCAACCAUACCUACAAAAUGA
Molecule: messenger RNA, 2574 nt
Organism: Plasmodium gaboni
Lineage: Eukaryota; Apicomplexa; Aconoidasida; Haemosporida; Plasmodiidae
Exons: 1
Coding region: 1-2574 (857 amino acids)
Source: RefSeq, a predicted model, not a curated record